AGGUGUUCGGGGGCGGGGCCAGUAUACUGCUGCAGCUGUCCAUGGUUGGGUUUGGUGAGUACGCGCGGUUCUCUGGGAUGAAACCAUAAUCAGACACUGUUAUUAUAUCUCUUUGGAUCAUUUCCCUAUACAGCGCAUCAAAGCCGACUUCAAGAGGGUAGGAACCCUGCUGAGAGUACACCAUUUUGGAGUGGCGGUAGGGAUAUAAGAUUGUGAAGGACGCGAGGCAUCAUGGCAGCACAAGAACAGGCGAGGCAGCGCUCACUCUCCACCUCUGGUGAAUCACUCUACAUUGUGCUUGGCAUUGACAAGCUAGCCACUCCCGACGAUAUCAAGAAAUCCUACAGAAAACUUGCAUUGAAAUUCCACCCUGAUAAGAACCCAGAUAACCCGGAAGCUUCUGACAAGUUUAAGGAGAUCAACAAUGCCCAUGCCAUUCUGAACGACCCCACCAAGCGGAACAUCUAUGACAAGUACGGCUCCCUGGGACUGUACGUGGCUGAGCAGUUUGGCGAGGAGAACGUGAACACCUACUUUGUCCUGUCCAGCUGGUGGGCUAAGGCCUUGUUUGUGUUCUGUGGCCUGGCCACUGGCUGCUACUUCUGUUGUUGCCUGUGUUGCUGCUGUAACUGCUGCUGUGGGAAGUGUAAACCGCGGCCUCCAGAGGGCCAGGAGCCUGACUUCUAUGUGUCCCCUGAGGACCUGGAGGCCCAGAUGCAGUCUGAUGAGAGAGAGGCUGGUGGUGAAGCAAUCUUGGUGCAGCCAUCAGCGACAGAGACCACCCAGUUGACGUCAGAUGGUCACCAUUCUACCUAUCAGACCGACAUGGGCUUCAACUAAACCCCACCCCUGUCCUGGCCUGUGGCCUUGCCUGCUACCCUGUUCCACCUUAAAAGGAUGAACGAGAAGGGCAAUCUGUUUAAACUUCACUAAGAGAGCCAAGUCCUGGAUAGGAGAUGGAGGAGUGAGCGUGGCCCACAUACAGAACUCUUUAAGAUACACCUCCCCUUUCCACCCGCUCCAGAGUGGUCCACUCCCGCCUCAAUGUAGGAAGAAAGAGAAAGAAAACAUUUGCUUCCCUUCCGUUUGUUCUUUCAUAUACUUUGGCCUUUGACCUCACAAACCUCCAACCCCACAGUCCCCUAUCCAUAUUUCAUGUAAUUUUGUAGCAUGCACUGUUUUGAGCUAAAUAAAUAAUUGCCUUCAUUAUUUUUUUUCAUACUGUUGGUGCACACAUGUGAGUGUGGUUCAUUUGGGGAACAGUUUACUUUAUGUUUUUGCUCACUGAUAAGAGAGGUUCGGUUCAGGGAGGUUGUGGAUAGUGAGGUGUUUCUGUUCAUUGUCUUUGCUGCAUGACAUCAUCAUUAAACAUUCAAAAUAGAGCUAGACAAUUCUCAGUUUAAAAUUGCCAUCAGCUGAUGCCAGUUAUAAACACAGCUCAUUUUCUUUAGGAACUUAAAUCCAUAGAUUUAGACUCCUCUUUACCUGUGUUUGUGCCCAUUGCAUUGUGGUUAUACUGUGCUGAGAUCUGUGCAUGUAAAGGGGUGGAAAGGGAGGGCAGGGCACACAAGCUGCAUUUUAUGACAGCAAUAUCAUGAAAUACUGAUGAUGACAUUGCUUUCUUAACAUUUAGUGGGUCUUGAAUUUAACUGGCUUGGUUUGGUCUGUUCUUGUGUGAAGGAAGCAUCGCUUUGUCCUGCCCCUAAAAUCUGAAUUGAAUGCUUGUAAUCUUGCCCCUGACUUCCCUGCAUCGAAGAACUGACUAACACCAGAAGAUAAAUAUCACACACAGGUUUGUUAACAUAUGUAGUCAUGUAUAUUUGGUUUAGUUUUACUUGCCACUGUGCCACCCACAGUCCCGUUGGAUUGUUGGGAUGUGACCCAGACAUCUCUGAGCAACACGUCUCUGCACAUUUGAGUGGUUGUUCUCAAUAUCAAGUUAUUUGAUGUUUUACCUGUGCUUAAUUUUCUUGUGGUUCUGAGUGUUACCCCACACUGUCUAACCCAAGGACCAUGACCUGAUCCAAUUAGAGGGGGAAAUGUUUUCAUUCCAAGCACUGUUCAUUUAUGUUUAGAUGUGAUCAAAAAGACUACUGUAUGGGUGUAGGGAAAAGUUGGGAGCAUUUGAAGAAUCUUAUCUUGUUUUUUAUCAUUCUGUUGUAGGGAAUUCAGAAGUGUUGUAAUUGUCCAAUGCUUUGUUAAUUUAUUUUUACCAUCAUUGAAUUUUGAGUGUCGAUAUUGGUACUUUCUUAGGUCAUAAGUAAUUUCAUCAGUGGGCUAGCACUACCACAGGCAGCUCUUAUCCUAUAACCAGAAUAGAUUUAUGUUUUUAAUAUAAAUAUAUACAACUAAAUAUAUGUAAAGUGUAACUAAUGCAUAACCUGCCAUUAUCUUAAUUUGUUUGUUUCAUUAAUGCCAAUUAUGUUUCAAUGGUUUACAAUGGAUGUCUGAGCUCCUCUCAUCUGCCCUCUGCUUUUGAUGGUAUGGUUGUUUGACGUGUGUGGUCCUUUUACAGUGUUUGCUGUGCCCUCCUCAGAAACCGCCCCAUAGAUAUUCCUACCUGUUAUCGCUUCUUCGUUGAGAUGUUGGAAAAUGCUAAUUGUUAAAUGAGUUGAAUGCAAUGUGAGUUCAAAAAACUAUUGGACCAAUGAUCAGGAAAUGGUUCCAUAAAAAUGUAUCGAUACAGAUGACAUAGUAUAUAGUAUAAUGAUAAUUUUAUUAUCAAUUUUAUGAACUUUAUUUUAUUUAAGUUAACAUAUUUUGUCAUGUUUUGAUGAUGAACGGCUAUAGUUAUAAAUAGGAUGUUUUAUUUUGAUGUGGCCAUUAAAUUUUGCAACGCAUGGUUUAAUGGUUAAGGUCUGUUGUACAUACACUUAAAUAUUACGUAUAAAUCUGGACCUUUAUGUUGUAGCAUGGUAAUGUGUGUGUGAAAGAAAACAAAGUGGGUCAUUGAUCUGCUGUUGUUAAAUAAAUGUUCCUGAACAUU
Molecule: messenger RNA, 2986 nt
Organism: Oncorhynchus gorbuscha (pink salmon)
Lineage: Eukaryota; Metazoa; Chordata; Actinopteri; Salmoniformes; Salmonidae
Product: dnaJ homolog subfamily C member 5-like
Exons: 6
Coding region: 232-840 (202 amino acids)
Biological process (GO): regulation of synaptic vesicle cycle
Cellular component (GO): membrane; presynapse; intracellular membrane-bounded organelle
Source: RefSeq, a predicted model, not a curated record